CGUAAUAACUGAACAUCGAAGGAUUGCGAUGCGCCUUGUCUAUUUUGGUGCGGUACUCUGGCACCAAGAUUUUUCUCUAAAUGUCUAGUUUAUGAUUGGACCAUAUUUAUUGGAAAUGAUGUUGGAGGUUAAAAAGGCAUUUAUUAGCUUUCUAAGGAUGAGCAAUGAUUCAAGUCCUUCUGAUCCUUUAAAAAAAACAUGUUCACAUGGAAGUGUUCAUGUAAACGGACAUUAUCCUAGUCCAGUGCCUAACAAUAGAGUUAUUCACAUGGAAGACUACAAUAAAAACAAUGACCAUGGUCCUCGUCUUAGUUUCAAGCGAUUAACCUUAUCUGAUUCGCUUGAUCUAGCUGGAAAUCGCAUUCAGUCGCAUUUGUAUUCCAAGCUUGAUCCAGAGGCGAUCGAACUUGACCUAAUGUGUGCUGAUAAAAUUUACUCUUCAAAAGAAACUUCAAGUAAUGGUCAUUUAUUUUGUCCCGUCCCACUUGAUGGUGAUACCUUUUGUGAUCAUUGCAACCAGCCUAUUUGGGAAUUUGGUUGGCGUCCAGUAUGUUUAAAGUGUGCAAAAUGCCAUAUGACCUGUCACUGGCUGUGCAAAACUGAGGUUACAGUUUUGUGUGAUGAAGACGCCAAGACCUCUCAUCAAGUUACUGAACCAAAUCUAUUUCCCCCAAUGAUUGUUUCGGGGAACGAUUUAGAACAACAGGUUGACAGCUCAGUCUCUAAGUUAUCAACAAGUCCGGAAAACGAUAGCACUAAUUAUAUGUCGUCUGAAGGAACUUUAGUUAAGUCUUCCCAACUGGAUUUCCAUGUAAAUAAUCACCUAACUUCUGAAUGUGAUAUACCAUUACUUGAUACUGUUUCUCCAAAUGAAUUAGAUGGAGUGAAUAGUCCUGUUGACAAAACGAUUGAUCAUCUUGCGUUCGAAAGAGUUGCUUUACAAUCAAUCUCUCCUAGUUCGAGUCAGUACACUUUCAUGACUACAAACUUCAACACACCGUUAAACGUUCCUGCUAAACUGGAUAAUGGAAUAUCAAUAAUGCAGAAGGCUGAAUGUUUAUCUCAAUCAACAUUGUCAAGGCGUGCUACUGAGUUUCACAAAUCGAAAACAUCAGUUGAUGUAAAAUUAGUCAGUAGGCAUUCAUUUCUAUGCGGAAAUAAACCAAACCUUUGCCUAGCUUAUGAUUUUUCAAGCUUAGAUAAGGAGGCAAUUCGAGAUCGAGGGAUUCUUGUGAGACAACUAAGCCCAUCUCUUACUGAAUUAAAAAACACUUCUAAACCACUUCAGAACACAAAUAUUAUCUCAGAUACCUCGAACUCCAAUCCUUUUACCCGUUCAGAUGAAAGUUCGUUUCCAGAAAAAGAAGUUUCUGAUAUUGGCCUUGCCAGUGUGAUGCAAACAACUCAGGAAUUUGUUCGAACCAAACAAAAACGAAGCUUUCAAACUCAUCUACGUUCUUCAAACGCGCUCCCAUUAAUCCCUAUGGUGGUUGGACCGCGAGCAAUAUUGCCUUGGUCUUCUGAUCGUUUGAAACAGUUAAUUCAAAUCUUUAGUGUAAAUGAAUUCGGAUUACAAGCUGCUAGUCUAACUGGUGCUGAUUCAUGUGAUUGCGAAGGUCAAGUUCGUGUACAUAUAAACUUACUCCGCCCUAUUCAAAUGUUACUUACAGCUAGACCAGCUUCCAUUUUCGACGUAGUUGGUGCAAAAAGCGAUGAAACAGAUGAUGAUGAUAAUGAAGAAGAUGACGAUGGGGCAGAUGUUAGUGAUCGAUCUGAAGAUGAUCAGAAUCUUUGGUUGGUCCAAGGCGACAACAAUAAUAACUGCCAUCUUGUUUCGAAACAACACCCUUCUAAUACACCACAUUCCUUUGUAUCAGCCAACAUUCCAUAUUUUUCACCAAAUAAUAAAGUGCAUAAAGCUGAUGGAAAUAUUGUUGAGUCACAUCGUCGGUUAGGUAGAACAACUUCAACAGUAUCUACUUUUCGGUUACCAAGAGGAAGCACAAAAUUGUUGCAUGUUCGACUAUCGACAACUGCACAAAUGGUUAUCUGUGCACUACUUGAUCGAUUUGGUAUACGAGAUAAUCCUCAAAAGUUUGCUUUAUAUGAACACACAAUUGAAGGUGAUCAGAAAGUUUCUGUACGAAAAUUAUUUGAUAAUGAAUCACCGUUGGGGUUACUAUUCAAGUGGGCCGAUCAAGAUCCAAGUAAUUUUAACAACAUUCUGAGUGUGAAGCGAUUAGUAUUACAGGAGAAUGAAACUGGUGAUAUUGAAUGGACCACAUUUAGUUUAUCAGAAUUGUAUACAUUUUUGGGAAUAUUGAAUCGUGAAGAAAGUGAUUAUCGUAGACGUAUUGAAAUGAAAUAUGAAAUACGCAGGAAAGAAAUAAAACGUUUAAUGGAACUACAUAAUAAUAAAUUUAAAUCUUUAGACAAAUCAUUCAAUCGUCAAUUUAAUUCUGUUACUUCGGAUGUAACCACUGUAAUUGCUGAACGAUAUGAAAAUGAAGCAAUAACUAAACAAUCAUGCGAUGAAAAUUCGGAAUUUAAUGCCUAUUCUUGUAUGGAUUCAUUGUCUGCACCGGUUUCGCCAACGUUAUUACGUAAAACAAACAAACAGAUAAAUUUAAACGAUGAAAAGUCAACUUUACCAGGAGUUUCAAACUCACCAGAUUCUUGUUCAUCUCCAGAGGCAACACUCAAUCGUAAUACAAUUAAACACAGCCAACUUUCUGAUGCUGUAUCCACAUUACCUCGUGUACCAUCAAAUAAAAUCUCUGGAAUAUCAAAUACUUCUAAUAAGAUUCCUUCUAUAUUCAAAUCGUUUUCUAAUUUUAAAGCUAAAAAAGCUGAACUUGCUCAACAAAAAAGAUUAGCUAAAAUGGAAAAAGCUCGUAUUAAAGCAGAACAACAACAACAACAGCGUAAAGAAAAAAUUAAAAAUCAUCCACUUUCUUCAUGGAAAUGGCGUGGAUUUGGCACACUUUCUCCGUCUAGUUCUUCAUCAAUGUCCCCUACUGGAUUGUCACCAUCAUCAUCACAUCAAUAAUGAUAUAUCGACUGCACUGCAUUGUGAUCAUAUUCUUAUUUAUUUUUGUCAAGAAAUGAGCAGAUUAAUUGAUUACAUACUAUUUUCUGUUUUCUAGAGCCUCUCUACUUCAUUACAUAGUGUCUUCCAGUUCAAUUAUGUAAAUAUUUACUUGUUUUUUUAAAGUCUUUUUCAGGCACGUUUUGUUUAUUGCAUCAGACUUUUAGAUUUUUAUCAAACUUCCCUAUGCUUCCUUCACUUUUUCCCUUGCUCGUUUUUUUCCCUCUGUCUAUUUUAAACUAUCUUUAUUUACUCCAUUACAAGCACCACAGAGGCCUUUUAUCAUUAAAUGGAUUCUUUUUUUCCUUAAUGCACAAUAAUAAAAUUCUAGUCUAUUUAUUUUGUCCAAUAAGUAUUUCUUUUUUUCUUUUCAGCAGCAAAAAACCCUGUUUUAUUAUGUUACAGUUCAGGUCCAGUAUAUACGAAGCGAAUUAUUUUCUAGAAUAUGAUCAAUCAUGUACAAUAGUAAUAAUGAUAAUAUAUUUGUUUACUAUUAUUGCAUGUAUGUGCAUGUACCUUCUUUGUUUUCAAUAGCUCACAUAUUAGGAAACAUAUAGAUUGACAUUACCAAUUUACAAUUAUUUUCUUUUCAAUUUAUUUGAAAAUCACUCCAAAUAUUCAUUCAUUUUUAAAUCUUCAUUUGGACAUGUUUCAGAAUGUUUUUUUUAAUAAAUGAAAAACAAAAAUAAAUUCUCUUUUCAUAUUAUAAUAUGUACAAUUUUACAUAGAUAACCAAGUAUGAAAACUCAGCUCUUGAUUAUAUGGAAGUUAUGAAUACUUUUGAAAAGUAGUUCAGUUUUAUUCUUCUUCAUGAUGUUGGCAAUAGAUUCACUGGAAAAUAAAUCCUGUACAUCCAAGUGGAUAUUUUCUUCUUCUUAUUAUUAUUAUCUAUUCUGUCAUAUUAAAUCUUCACUUUGGUUGGCAAGUAUAGGUGUACAUUAAGUUUUAUAAUCUUCAAUGAGUUUACGACUAUAAUCCCCAGGUUAUCAACUGUUAACUAUAACUGCUUCAAUUUAGGUGGUCAUUGUGUAGCACAAUCUAUCCGUGUUGUAUUUUGGUAACUGUCGUGAUCAGACAUAAGAACAAAGGGAUUGCAAUAUUGGAUGUAACUUAACUAGAUACAUCAACGACUAAUGCACGACAACAUUUCAUCUCUGUCUACCCUAUAUAAGUAAAAACAAAGACAGGACAAUACCAGAGAGCUUUUAUGUCUCCAAAAAGGUAGUAUGGUAUUUUACAAGAAAAUAAUCAAUCGGAACAGAUUUCAGAUGGGCAAAUAACAAUAGUAACUUAUUUUGGCAAUGAUAUUGAUUUGGGCUAGCAUCAAUAGUCCUCACUUUUUCUAAAUUGUUGUGCUACUGCCUAAUAUAUGAACUGGUGAAUUCCUGUAUAAAGAGCAGGCAGAAUUCUCAGGAAAAAAUGAAUUAACUCUACCUCAAGACCUCUCAUCAGCUGUAAACAACAUAAUGUCAUAGACAAUAACAUGAUGAUAAGCAAUUGUUUGACAUCGGUUAAUGAGGCUGAGUUGAAGAUUUAAUGCGUGACGGGAAAUCAUAAGAAGUAAAAGGUUCAAGAUAUAUUAAUUGAAGUCGAAAGGGACGGUUGAAUACAUAAAAGAGUAAAUCACUUAGAAUAGGUGAGGUAAGCAUUUAUUUACCAAAAAUUAUAAUAAAAAUGUGGGAUUACAUAAUCAUAGUAAGAAUAAGUGGAUGCGUCAUCAAUUGACAUGAAUAAAGGCGGGAAUCAAAUUAAUGAGUGAAUAUUGACGGAAAGGUUGAAGUGUGGGAAUGUAACAAGAUUAUCUGUGUGCAGUUAUACUUAUCAUGACAAAGGAAGACUGAUCUCGGUUUUCUGUCGGAGUAGUUUAAUGCCAGUAACCUUUGCAAAAUGAAGUCCGAGUGACGCUUGCUCAUUGUUAAUUAUACGGAAUGCCUUAUAGUGCCUGGUCUUGGUGAGGAACUUUAAAGUAAAAUAACUUCAUUUGAUUCCGCAAAUGUUAAAAGCAGUAGUAUUGUUUCUCGUGAACUAUGUUAAUUUUCGGCACGUUCAUAUUUCUGUUAAACUUUUUUUAUAUCUUAUAUGUGAUAAUGAUAGACUUUAUAUAAGCUGAAGUAUAACUCCAUUUCUUAAUCUAAAAUACAAGCUACAUUCCCGAUUGGUUAUAUACUUACAAUCAAUUCUACCGAUUACUUCAUAGAAUAUAUUUCAUAAGUUUCUAUAUCAAAUGUGAUCACUUAUAUAUAUUUUAUUGACUGGAUGUCUAACUACAUCUUUUCUUAACAAAAAUAUAAAAAUUAUUUUUCAAGAGAUAUCUUAAAAAUUUCACUGUUUGAAAUCAUGAGUCAACUGAAGCUAGACCACCAUGGAAAACCUGGAAGCACUGUAUGGCCAUUUCGUCCUACUGUGAGACUCCUCAGCAGUGCGCAUCCACGAUCCUGCCCCCCGCGAGAUUCGAACCCAAGACCUAUCAGUCUUGCGCCAGGCGCUUAACCAACUAGACCACUGAACCGGCAUCCAACGGUUGAGUGUAAUGUUAAACUUUACAUAAUUCUUAACUAGGUGUCUAUUAAAUAAUUUUUAUUGAUUUAUUUAUUUGGAGUAGUUAGUUGUUGUUAAUCUUAUUCAGAGUAUGUUUAUUCCAUAGUUCUCAAGUAACUAAUCAAAUCAUUUUUAAUUUCAUACUAUUUGGUUAAAAUCCUGUUGUUUCAUUAACCAAUAAUACACACAU
Molecule: messenger RNA, 5816 nt
Organism: Schistosoma mattheei
Lineage: Eukaryota; Metazoa; Platyhelminthes; Trematoda; Strigeidida; Schistosomatidae
Source: the annotation of a GenBank genome assembly